Molecule: messenger RNA, 1306 nt
Organism: Beta vulgaris subsp. vulgaris (sugar beet)
Lineage: Eukaryota; Viridiplantae; Streptophyta; Magnoliopsida; Caryophyllales; Amaranthaceae
Product: methylsterol monooxygenase 2-2
Exons: 7
Coding region: 211-1026 (271 amino acids)
Biological process (GO): sterol biosynthetic process; 4-alpha-methyl-delta7-sterol oxidation
Molecular function (GO): C-4 methylsterol oxidase activity; iron ion binding
Source: RefSeq, a predicted model, not a curated record
AUUCAUGAAAAAGUUGAAAUCAAUUAAAAAAGGCAAAAAUAUUUGGGCAGGAGACGCCAAUAAUCCUCAGAGAUUCCCUCUCCCACUUGACAUUUGUGUCUCCCCUUUUCUUUCAUUCUUCUACGCUCAUAAAUUCAGACACUAAAAACUCUUUCUUCCUUCUCUCUCUCUCUUCUUUCUCUCUCCUCUGAAGAUCGGAUUUCUUCGUCUAUGGCGUCGCUCAUUGAAUCUGGAUGGCAGUAUCUGGUCACUCAUUUCAGCGACUUCCAAUUGGCUUGUGUUGGAAGUUUCAUCCUUCAUGAGAGUGUCUUCUUCUUAUCAGGACUCCCUUUUAUAUUCCUUGAGAGGGGAGGAUACCUUAGCAAAUACAAGAUUCAGGCGAAAAACAACCCUCCUGAGGCUCAGGAGAAAUGUAUAACACGCCUAUUGCUGUACCAUUUUUGUGUCAAUCUGCCAGUGAUGCUCUUAUCUUAUCCUGUCUUUAGAGCUAUGGGGAUGCGAAGUAGCCUACCCCUGCCAUCCUGGAAAGAAGUGGUGCCUCAGAUAGUAUUUUACUUCAUCCUUGAAGAUUUCGUGUUUUACUGGGGACACAGGAUACUGCAUACGAAGUGGCUAUACCAGCACGUUCACAGUGUCCACCAUGAGUAUGCUACGCCAUUUGGACUGACUUCUGAAUAUGCUCAUCCAGCUGAGAUACUAUUCCUUGGCUUUGCAACUAUUGUCGGACCUGCUAUCACAGGUCCUCAUUUGUUUACUCUCUGGUUGUGGAUGGUCCUUAGAGUUCUUGAGACCGUUGAGGCACACUGUGGUUAUCACUUUCCUUGGAGCCCAUCAAACUUCAUCCCGUUAUAUGGAGGUUCUGAUUUUCAUGACUAUCAUCAUCGGUUGCUGUACACAAAGUCUGGGAACUACUCAUCAACAUUUAUGUACAUGGACCGGAUAUUCGGUACGGACCAUGGUUAUAGAACCUUGAAGUUGCUGAAGGCUGCUGAAGCUGACCUCUUAGCUGACGCCAAGAAGAUGUAAGAAUUGAAGAAUAUUUUUUGGUGCCAUUCUUCCGAUCUGCAGGGAAUCGAUGCAGUCACUUGGUCUUAGUGUUUCUCUAGCCCAUUUCUUUGAUAUAUGUCGUGUGUAGUGACCCCAUUCCUUUGAUCCAUGUUGCGAGUAGUAACCACAACCCCUAUUAUGUGUUUCAUUACUUUUUUGUUUGAGUGUGUUGUUGGAUAGAACGUUUGUAUUCCUUCUCUUCCUUCAAUGGAUGAAAAUGUUAAUUUCAUUAUAAACCUUUUUUCAGCUGCUUUGAUAA